AUGGCUACUGAUAUCACACAGACGGAAGCCGAAACACGGGACAACUUUCACCAGAUGAUGCGAAAUACUUUCCGAUCAUGUGCCGUCGCUACCGAGCCUCCUUAUCAAAUUGUCGGCGACAGUGUCAGAGACCCCACAUGCAACUGCUUCGGAUGGGCUGUUUGGAAUUCAGACUGGGAAGACCCCACUGACACUUACACCCUCCUUGACAAGCGCAAGUUUUACGAGCUUCCAUUGAAUACCCCUCGCCAAGUCGGCGACGUUGAGGUGUACCGAGCACCGCACUACUCUGGACCGACGCAUGCUCACAAGAUCCUGGACCCGGCCAACAAUGUAUGCGCCUCCAAGCAGGAAGACUGGGCAGCCAUCACACAUGACGGCGCGCUUCUCACUUCCCAUUUCCCUGGUGACAACCGCAGAUUCAAGUAUGGCGAUAUUGCCAAACUGACCCGAACUUCCCGAUCCAAUCGCAAGAUUAGAAAAAUGGAUACCGAGAAGACCAAGUCGGGCAAGACACAAGAAAAGAAGAGGCCGGCCGGCGCACUGAAGAAGGAUAGCGGUACCAAGAGGACCAAGGCAGCACCCGCAACUGCUAAACAAGGCACGAAGGGCGCCGCCCCUGUCAAGGGUGCGACUCCCGGAAAGACUGCUACCCCUGGUCAAACUGCUACGCCCGGCAAGACUCCUACUCCCGGCAAGACUCCUACUCCUACUCCCGGCAAGACUCCUACUCCUACUCCCGGCAAGACUUCUACUCCUACUCCCGGCAAAACUCCUACUCUUACUCCCGGCAAGACUCCUACUCCCGGCAAGACUGCCACUCCUACUCCCGGCAAGACUUCCACUCCCAACAAGACCACUUUGCCAUCCAAACCGGCUGCGAGAAAGUAA
This is a messenger RNA of Podospora pseudopauciseta, 891 nucleotides long. RefSeq lists its product as uncharacterized. Lineage: Eukaryota; Fungi; Ascomycota; Sordariomycetes; Sordariales; Podosporaceae. The record is from RefSeq and is a predicted model, not a curated record. Bases 1 to 891 code for a protein of 296 amino acids. The transcript has 5 exons.